Molecule: messenger RNA, 1011 nt
Organism: Pleurotus ostreatus (oyster mushroom)
Lineage: Eukaryota; Fungi; Basidiomycota; Agaricomycetes; Agaricales; Pleurotaceae
Exons: 1
Coding region: 1-1011 (336 amino acids)
Source: RefSeq, a predicted model, not a curated record
AUGACCCUUCAGUGGCUUGCAAUAACUGCCAUAUACUUUGAGUACGGGCAGGCCUUUCGGUCAGGCCUAGUGGACGAUCUCAAGGAUGCGUACUGCACCACUCCGACGCCCCUCAUCUUUGAUGGCCGCCUCUCCACCGGCCAUCCCCCUGUAGACGAUCAGAUUUGCGCUCUCGUAGCAUUCUUUCGACAUGCAACGACAGAUCAAGAGUGUCUGACUACACUUGUCUAUGUCCUUGGAAACCUAGCCGUUCCUGCGAUAUUCUUACUUGUCGAGCCAUGUCGACAACCGAGGAUAACAGGAAUCCUGAAACAACAGCAACCUCCAGCGAUAUCCUUCCAACGGUUUCUCGCAUAUCCAACGAUACUUGGCUUGAUGUAUCAAGCUGUCUCGAUGGGACCGACGAUGAGUAUUUAUUGGAUGCUUUUUAUACAGUCAACCCGUAUUCAAGAACGACCGCUGUAUGUGAGUCGGGCUGACGCUGAAGGGAUAAUCACAGCGAUCACGGCAGGGAUGUUCCUGCCUACGUUCGCCAUGAUUGUUUCUGCGCAGCCAAUAUUCACCUGGCUCUGGCAAAUAUUCCCUGUCCUUGUUUGGGGAAUACACCGUGGUUACGUCCGUAUCGCCCUCCGCCCAUGUGGGGCGAAGAAUCAGCAAAUGGGGAACACACUCAUUCACGACCUCUUCGUGUUCGUAUUCUUGAUGUGUUGGGUACUUCAUGCCAUGGUGGUGUACCCAAUCAUCAUGGACAUAGAUGCGUUGAAGGCGAUCGUCAUCCCCUCUGUAGCGAACCUUCCGCCAACCGUGUCAAUAGGAAGAAGAAUUGCUGAUUUUCUAAAAUGGGACGGUGCAAUAGGGAUGCUUUCCACGAUGCUGGGUUCUUUAUGGUUUACAACUACGCGGCGAGAAACGCUGGGGAUGAUGGGCUGGUAUAUGCUAACUGUUCCUCUUGUGGGACCGGGUUCCGCUGUUGCUGGCGUGUUGAUUUGGAGAGAGAAACGUCUGUCGUAG